Xyrichtys novacula (pearly razorfish) is the source of this 2340-nucleotide messenger RNA. Lineage: Eukaryota; Metazoa; Chordata; Actinopteri; Labriformes; Labridae. The record is from the annotation of a GenBank genome assembly.
AUGGAGAGCUCCUGGCUGCUCCGCUCGCUCCUCCUGCUCCUCCUGCUCUCCAUCCUCUCUGGAGGACAGGCGUCUCCUGAUGUUUCCUCUGAGGACUCUGGACCUGAAGCUGCUGCAGACAAAGACCUGGUCAGUACGUCACAAAUGUCUGAUUAAUGUUAUAAUUAUUUAUUAUUUAUUAUUGUUAUUAUUGUUAUUAUUAAAUCCUCUGUUGGUGUUUUUAAGGUGGAAUUGAAGAGAUGUUUGGGUCUCCUGUCGGGGUUUUUGAGGUUUCAGGUGUUUUUAGGAGUAUCUCUAAUAUUUUGGUCCUCGUCAGCUGAAAGCAGGACUAAAAUGGUUCUUAAAAGACUUUAGAUUUAUUUAAAACGAUUAAGCCCUGCUGCGUUAGGAAGGAUUCAAAACAAAGUAUAAACAACCAAAAACUGAAUAAUCGAUAUAAUUGUUUUCUGCAGAAAAAGAGCUCAAUUAAAAGCUUUUAAUUUAGUGCUCAGAAGAUUUUAAAUAACGUUUGUUUUAAAAUGGUGCAAUAUGAUUAAAGAUGAAAUCAUCAUCCUAUUAAAAUAAUGGCCUAAGGCUUUUUUUGACGAGUUUUUGGCCUAAAUCAUCUCAAAAAGGAAUUUUAGCAAUUAUUUCAAUAGGGUGACGAAUCAAUAGAUUGAUUAAUUGAUUUUAUAGUGUUGAUCAAAUUCUUAAAGGUAUCAAGAUUUAUUAAAAGCUUCAAUGGAUUACAAACAGGUUUUAAACGGGUUAUUAAAGGCUUUAAAUAAAAAAACAUGAAUGAGAUUUUAAAAGCUUUUAAUAUUAAUGAUCAAUUAAUAUGUUUAUGUUUUAAUGUUCGAAUGAUCAUAUAAAUCAAUGUUUUAGUUUUGUGUCAUGGAAAACAUUGAUAUGGUUUUAAUUCAUGAAUAGAUUUAUUGAUCACUCUAAUUAUCUUUAUUUCAUGUCAAUAUAAUAUGUCAAUUAAAAUGUGUUUUUAUUGCGUUUAUUGAUCAGACUGACUCAUGAUUGGUAUUUAAUUACUGUUAAUGAGGUUGAUCUAUAACAUUGUUUUAUGGUGAUAUGUUGAAACUUUAUAUUGAUGAUUAUUAGUGACGAUUACAUUAAUUGAUAAGGUCAAUUAACUAUUAGCUAUCCAUGAGCCAGGUGUUAAUUAACCUAGCCUGAUAUUAUUGAUAUUAUUUUUUAAUUCAUCGCAAUAUUCAGAUUUACUAAUUACUGGUUCAUUAAUGUGUUGACGGAUUAUUCUGAUUGAUUAUUGGUUUAUUAAUGUGUUCAUUGAUCAGACUGAUUGAUUAUUGGUUUAUUAAUGUGUUCAUUGAUCAGACUGAUUGAUUAUUGGUUUAUUAAUGUGUUCAUUGAUCAGACUGAUUGAUUAUUGGUUUAUUAAUGUGUUCAGGUUGAAGCUGUUGGAGCUCUGCUGUCCAGGAUUCACUCUGGAGUUUCAUCAGCGGAGAAGAGAGGAAGCAUCCCUUUGGUACACUUUUAUUCUUAAUUAAGCUAAUUUCACUCUAUUUUAAGUUAUUGAUUUAUUUUAAUUGAUUGAUUGAAUAAAUAAGUCAAUUAAUUGAUAAAUCUGACGAAUGUAACUGUAUUCUUUGGUAAUGUAACAGUUGUUGUUAUUUUAAAGAAAUGCAGAAAUGUUUGGAGAAAAUUUAAAAAGCACAAAAAUGUGAUUGAAAAUAAAAUCUUCGUUAAGUUAAUCCUAAAAAUAAAAUAAUCAGAAAUAUUUGAUACUGAUUUAAAAGCGUGACUCUGCAGCAGAGUCCCGCUCCCUCUCUCCGGGUUAUUUAGGCCUUAUUUUCUUCCUGCCAGUGUUUUAGUCUGCAUUUUAAUUAAAAGUGUAGAAGCUGCAGCUCAUUAAAAGAUAAGAAGGAAACACUGAGUGUGGAUUUUCUCUGUAAUUAAAAGCAGGAUUAUACUGAAACUCUAAUGAAGUAAAAGAGACGGAACAACAGAAACAGUCAGUCUAGUGUAACUCGUGUCUAUAAACCAGCAGCAGAACCAGUUCAUCCAUCAGAAACCGUUAAUGAGCAUGUUUAAUUAUUUAACGGUUUAAUCCUCAUAAAUCAUGAGAGUGAAAAACGCUCAAAACGAUUAAAUUAAUAAAAACAUUAACGCCCAAUUAUGUCGUGAUUUAUUCACGUUUUUACUGAACCAAUCAUUAUUCAGAUUUCUGCUGUUUGACACUCAACUGUGUGUGUGUGUGUGUGUGUGUGUGUGUGUGUCUCACAGUGUGGGAUGGGUGAUCGGUGUGCGAUGAGGUUCGGUCCUCGUAUCGGGAAGUUGUGCGACUGCGGCCGAGGAGCCAACUGUAACUCCUACCUGCUCAAGUGCAUCUGA